CAAGCUAGGCCUCCUGCAGAGACGGGCGGCGUGACACUUGCUGCUAACAUUUUUUUGUGUGUGUGGAGCUGCUGCUAAAAUAGAGGCGAAUCUGAGUCUAGUAACGACAAGAUAGUUGGAAUGGGAGACCCCACUUUUCAUCGAGACUGUCCCCUCGACUGCAAGGUUUACGUCGGGAAUCUAGGAAACAACGGAAACAAGACGGAGUUAGAAAGAGCGUUUGGAUACUACGGCCCUUUAAGAAGUGUUUGGGUUGCCAGGAAUCCUCCAGGUUUCGCUUUCGUAGAGUUUGAAGAUCCCAGAGAUGCGUCCGAUGCUGUGAGAGAACUGGACGGCAGAACCAUGUGUGGCUGUCGAGUGCGUGUCGAGUUAUCCACCGGGGAGAAGCGCUCCAGGAGCCGCGGGCCGCCUCCGUCCUGGAGCAGACGCCCUCGCGACGACUUUAGACGACGUAGUCCUCCGGUCAGACGCAGAUCCCCGAGGAGGAGGAGCCUGAGCCGCAGUCGCAGCCGGUCUCUUUCAAGAGAUAGACGUAGAUAUCGAUCUCUCUCCAGAGACAAGAACCGCAAGCGUUCAAGAUCCUUCUCACGAUCAAGGAGUCGUUCCCGGUCUAACGAGAGGAAAUGAAGAUGUUGGAUUGUUUGUCUGCAGGAUCAAGCUAUGGUUGUGAAAAGACAAAUUUUUAUAGUCAUGUUUUUUUAGAUUGUGUUUGCUGGCUGAAGGCAGCUGAAGGUCGCUCAAGUUACACAUCGUAGUCUGUUACAUGAACCAAGACUGAAGGGGUUUUCUCCUUGUUGCAAGUUUUCAUGGCAUCAAAGUGUUCAUUUAAAAUGAACUCUGUCUUGGCCUGCAUGUUCUGAAACGGAGUCCUAUAUUGAGUUUUACAUUAACAUCUUGUUUUCUUUUUUUAACUGUUGAAUUGAAGUUUAUGCAAGGUUUUUCUUUGCUUUUUAAAAAAAAUGUUUUGACGGAUCACAUCGGCAGAGGGAGUGUUCUUUAUAUCCUUGACGAAGCAGACGCUCGACAAACGUUGUAAAUACUGGUGCUGUUAUUUGUAGGCUAUCCCUAAAACAUUAUCUGUUAUUCUGUAUUUUACCUACUGUGUGCCACUUUUUCAAAAGAAGGCAUUUACUCUGUACUGCUUGAUUCUCUGAGCGCUGACGAUUUGUGCCGAUGCAGUUUAACAACUUGUUCAAUAAAUGUUUUUCCAAGGUGA
Stegastes partitus (bicolor damselfish) is the source of this 1216-nucleotide messenger RNA. It is a transcript of the gene srsf3a, whose product is annotated as serine and arginine rich splicing factor 3a. Gene Ontology annotation, molecular function: RNA binding. The transcript is spliced from 7 exons. The record is from RefSeq and is a predicted model, not a curated record. Lineage: Eukaryota; Metazoa; Chordata; Actinopteri; Pomacentridae. Bases 121 to 627 code for a protein of 168 amino acids.